Molecule: messenger RNA, 10796 nt
Organism: Spirodela intermedia
Lineage: Eukaryota; Viridiplantae; Streptophyta; Magnoliopsida; Alismatales; Araceae
Source: the annotation of a GenBank genome assembly
AUGAGUCGUCACCUCCUAAAAGCGUAUUAGAUGUGAUGAAGAGCCUUCUCUUAUUGUGCGGUGACGUGACUCAAUCGUUGUAUAUUAAAUCACGCAAAUAUAAAAUUUAUAAAACUAGAAAAUACAAAUUUUCGGAUAUUUAGAAGUAUUUCUAAAUAAAUAUAUUAAUUAUAAUUCAAUAAAACUUCCAAAAAUAGCGGUAAUUUUCCAGGUCGAUCACAGGGAUGUAAUAUAAUAUUUUGUAAUUAUUCAGAUUUUUUCUCAAUGAAUAUGAUUUUCUAUAAAUUUUAUACUAGAAAAUGAAAAGAAAAUAUAUUUAAAAUUCACGAAAAAGAAGGAAAUAAGGGUGCGGACGUCAGGAUGACGUCAGCGCCCGGCGAACGUGAAUCGGGCGGAAACAGAGUUUCACCCGGCGAUUCUUACGUAAGCGAUUACAGACGAUUUAAUUAAUCAAAUUAAGAUCUGUAAAAGCCGGAAGAAUCGUAAUUGAACGAAGUAUAGUUUGGUAAAUUAAAAUCACACAAAGUAUCACUAAAUGAAGCGUAAAUUAAAUUGAAAGUAGGAAAAUAGAGUUCCGGCGUCGCGACGGCGAUGCGUCGGCGAUGCACCGGAAUCCUGAGCGUUCGGGAGGAUCGUCGUGUAGUGUCCACGGCCUCAAAGGCUCUCCUUGGACAAAGACGACGUAGGCAAUCUCUAGAUCUUCUCGCGAAGUCUAGAGAUUAAUGAAAUGGGUCGUCGAGUCGUCUCUGGCGACUGUCACCCGGCGGAGCGGAAAAAUAGCGACUUUGCGGCUCUCCGACGGCUGUCACCUGACGAAGAGGAGCUAGAUGGAGGUGGGGCGCAUGUCAGGGAGCUUCAUCCUCAGGUCCGCGCAGCAAGAGGAGGCUCUUCAUCGCAUCCGGUACGCUCUCAGGAGGUGGCGACUCGUCUCCCGGCGGAUCGUCCUCUUCCCGACGAUGGCUUGUUCGUCGAUCAAUCGGAGAUGAUUUACUCGAUGGAUUCGCGAUCUUUUUAUCGCGAAUCGUUCAACAAUUUUAGUAGCAAUGCUCCGCGAAUCGCGUUGACGAGAUUUUUGCCGAUGAUCCAGCGAUUCUGGUUGCUUAAUCCUUCACCGGCGAUCUGCAGGAAAGUCGCGAUAAUCAGAUAAAAAUAUAUGAAUUUUGACUCUGGGAGGAUUCGAACCCACGCCGGUUGUCCGGCCCUUCUAAGGAAGGUGUGACGCGGGUUUAGUCCCACAUCGGUUGUGCGCCAAUUUUUCAGGCGAAUAUAUAGUAAUCUUAGCUUUGUAAACAAACUCCCUUCUCUCACGUGUACCACUCCUUGCCCCACAGCCGGCUGGCCACCGGUGACGUGGAAGGGGAGUGGGGCGCACACGUGCCCCUAUCGGUCCAAGCCGCUCGAGCCCCUGCUCGCGGCUACUCCCUGACUGAGCUUCCGUCCCGCUUGCGGGCCCGGCUGGCCGGGGGGUUCCCCCCAUUUUGCAAUAUUUUAGUUUUAUUUUUUUUUCUUCAUUUAUCUCAAAAGUAAGACUAUAAAAAUCAUAUAAAUUCGUAUAAAAUCACAUAAUUACCCAAAAAUCACAUUAAUCAACUGAAAACCACUUUUCAUAAUUUAACACAAAUAUAAGUCUAUUUAUCAUGAGUUAAGCCUAAAACUAUAUUAUUUACUAAUUAUUAACUCAUGAUAAUGAAGACUUAUCAUGCGGGCCUAAGGAUGAAGCUUUUUAAGACACGUCCUACUCUAUUUAGCUCAUCUCUAUCAGGUGACAACCACUAGAUAGUCGCAAAGUCAUCAUUUUGUCCGUUCCAUCAUGUAAUAGCCACUAGAGAUGAUUCAACAACUUAUUUCAUUGAUCUUUAGACUUUGUAAGAAGAUCUAGAGAUUGCCUACGUCGUCCUUAUCCGAGGAGAAUCUUUGAAGCCAUAGACAUCAUUUGAUGAUCCUCUUAAAUACAAAAUUUUAAUGAUCACUAUCGUGAGUCUAAAACUUUGUCUUUCCUAUUUUCAACUUAAUUUUUACUUUAUUUAGUGAUAAUUUGUGUGAUGUCAAGUUUCUAAACUAUUCUUUAUUCAAUUACAAUUCUUCUAACUUUUAUUAAUUUUAAUUUGACUAAUUAAAUCAACUAUAAUCAUUUACGUAAGAAUUGUUGAGUAGAACUCUAUUUUCACUCAAUUUACAUUUAUUGAGUGCUAAUGUCAUUCUUACAUCUGCACCCUUAUUUUUCUUUUUUGUCAAUUUGAAAUAUAUUUUAUUUUUAUGUUUUAGUAUAAAAUUCAUAAAAUAAUGUAUUAUUUAUAGAAAAUUCUGAAAUAUUACUUAAUAUUAUAUUCCAUCCUUAUGAUUGACCUAAAGUUUUUUCACUAUUUUUAGAACUUUUAUUGAAUUAUAAUUAAUAUAUUUAUUCAUAAAUACUUCUAAAUAUCUAAAAAUUAGUAUUUUCUAGUUUUAUAAAUUUUAAAUUUAUGUGAUUUAUUAUACAACAACUAAGUUACAUUGCAUAACUUUAGGGCUUUCUAUCAGCCUCUACCUAUUUCGCAACGCUGGCUAUUGUAGUCACUACGGCCAACAUAGCCACUGCCUUUGUUGCCAUAGCCACUGCCACCAAUGUGUUAGGGUUUUCUAUUGGUCACCACCUCCUUCAUGAUGCUGGCUGCCGUAGCCAUUGUUGUCCCUAUCACCAUAGCCACUGCCACUGCUGUUGCCACCGUCAUAGCCACUGCUGCCUCUAUAGAAACUACUAGGGUUUUCUAUCAACUGUUGCCUCCUUCAUGAUGCUGGCUGCCAUUCCACCACCGCUGCCGCCAUAGCCACCAAGUACCAUGUGUCGUUGCACACAGCAGCAUGUCAUCAUGCAAUGUGCAUCGUCGCACGUAGCAGCACAUCAUGUGUUGUUGUACACAUUAGCACGUAGCCAUGCAUUUUGUGCAGUAGCAUGCAGUUCACAGUCACACGAUGCACGUCGUGCACGCCCAGUAGGGCUGGCCAACACAACCUCCAGCUGGUCAGCAUUCUUCUAAGCUCCUUCUUGCCCUAGGACCAUCCUAAGGGGCCACUUGCCCUCUUCCAUCUUGUAGGGCACACCCGGGGCCUGUCUACCCUAGGGCAUCCUAGGUGUACAUCUCCAGCAGCGGCCUAUCUGUGUGUUCAAGGACUCCCCCCUGCGUCACUUCUCCGCCGACAUGUUUGACAACUUGGGGAGUUCCAUGAGAUCUAUGGGUAUUGUUCUUGCAAUGCCUACAACACAUUUGACUCCUUCAUCGAGGGUUGCGAUGAUCGUCACUCACCACUUAUCGGGUGUUGAGAAUUAUUGACAAUGGAGCCGUAUUGUUAGUGUUUAUCUUGCAUGAUAAGAUCUACUGCCUCUCAUUACGGAGGAUACAUUGAUGAAGCCCGAGACACUUUAGAAAUAAAACCAUGAUGAUCAACAUCUAUUGGGCUCUUUGUGGGCCUCCCUCGAGCCUCAUGUGCAUGAUAUUGUACAUGACUUCAACAUGUGCCGACAAGUGUGGGAUCAUCUUGGAUUGAUCUACUCCAACAAUCUCACAUGCCAAUAUGAUGUUCAAGCCAAGUUCUAUGAGAUGCGAAAGGAGCAUUGCUCAUUAGUGGAGUACUUUGGAACAUUUGUUAAGGCUAAGCGAGAACUUAUUUCAUUGAUGUCACUAUCCACCAAUCUUGCAAUGAUGUAGUGCCAACGUGAUCAAUCCAAUGUCAUCAACUUUUAACAUAGUCUUCCAACAGAAUUUGAUGGUGCAUGAAGCAAAUUCUUGUUAAAGUUAAAAGUUCCUUCCUUUGUUGAAGUUUUUCACCAUCUCUCUUGGGCGCCUAUUACUUUAGUGGCUUCCUCUCCAUCACCUGAGUCUAUUACCCUAGCCACUUCUUCUGUUGCUCCUUCUAAUUGUAGUUGUUCUAGUGGCUUUGGAGAUCGGGGACGUGAUGGAGGCACAUGUGGUGGCAAGCAUGGUAAAUCUGAUUGUCAUCUUGAGUGUUCACAUUGUGAUUGGGAGGGUCAUAUUCAAGAUCAUUACUAUGCUCUUCAUGGGUAUCCCAAGGCUCACACUGCUAUAUUAAAUGAGACCAUUGCGCAUCCACCGACUCGACCACCGACUCCAUCCACUCCCCUUGGUUUUGUCUUGACCAAAGAUGAGGUGCAACGAGUUGUCUAAGAAUGUAUGACUGCUCAAUAUUUAUCUCAGUAGAUUGGGACUCCAAUUGUACCUUUUGCUCUGCACCAUCAUGAGCAUGUUGCCUUUAUUACUCGACCAUUGUCUCAACCCUUUAUGACUCAGCUGUCUAUGGCUCAACCAUAUAUUACUAUAACACCUAUGUUUGUUAACAUGUCUCAGCCAUGAGUCCUUGAUUUAGGUGUCACUCAUCAUAUCUCCAAUAUACGUUCUCAUUUCACCUCAUACUCAAAUUCUUCUCAUUCUUUGCUCACCCUUCUCAAUGGAUCAAAGACUUCGGUUCUUCGUGAAUCUUGUGUUGUACAGAAUCUAAAGAUUGAAAAUAAGAUUGAUAAAAAGUUGAGCAUUGUGGUAUUUAUUACUUGCAUCCUCUAUAUCCAAUGGCUUGUGUUAAUGUCUCUCCGCUUCAAAUUCAUAGUUAACUUGGGCAUGCCUCUCUUUCAAAGCGUAAGCAUUUGUUUCGUGGUUUGUCGCAUUUGUCUACCCUUAAGUCUACCUCUUGUGAAUUUGAAAAGACACUAAAACAAUCUUUCUUUCCUAUUCAUAUCUUAGAGUUACAUCUCCUUUUGAACUUGUUCAUUUUGAUAUUUAGGGUCUGAGUCGUGUGUCUACACAACUUUUUUUUUUCCCAAAGUAAAUUCUUCAUAUCUGGGGGAAAGCAAGUACAAACAUUGAGUGCUAUGUCUAAUGGGGGGGAAGGGGUUGGUGGUGUGGUUCUCCACACUUCCACACUUCCUAAUGCUAAGAUUUGAGAGGGUACAUAUGUGAUCAAUGGUCCAUGUCACCCACCCCUCCAUUCAUUACUAGGUGGGCCUAAUGGUUCUCCACCUUACCAUCUUAAUGUCUUCCUAUUGUUUUAUAGGCAAAGGGCUUGAGAAGUGCCCAAAUAACCUUCACCUGAUGUAGAUUAGUGAGGAGAUAUCCCCUUGAUUUGUACUCCUUUGACUAUUGAUUUCUCAUCCGAAAUUAAGACUAUACCCUUUUGUUGCUCUUAGUAGGUGACGGCCCAAGUAAAGUGGGUAGCUUUUUCUCAUGAAUUUAUCCCUUCCUCCCUUGCCUCUACUCUCUUUCCCCAAUUUUUUUUUUUUUUUUUGGGGGGUGAGGAAGUUACUGACUUUUUGCACUUUCACUCCACAACCCCAAACUUUCCCCGCCUUUUCAUCUUUUCUACAGAGGGUGCAUUAUAUGUCCAUGGGUAGGCAUCUAGUCUCUAGAGAAUAGGUCAGAGGCUUCCCACAUUGUCUUGAGUACUUCAGGUCAGUCACCUAUGCCCAUUUCAUGUGCCCCACAUCCAGUAGAACUUUGGGGAAUCAGUGAAGAUGAGUAAUUUGGAGAAGACCAUGGAGACCAUCUCGAUCCUACAGAGAGAGGGUUAGACAUUGUAGUAACAAAGUUUGUGGGUAGUUAUGGAGACUACUCCAUUCUAUCUUCACAUCAUCCUCUUGGGUCUUUGUCUAGUUGAUUCCUUGAUAUGUGGGGAUUUCAAUCUAAAAGGUGAUUGUGGGCCCCAUAUCCUGCAUCCUUGCUGGCCUUGGAGCUGUAGGUUUUAUAAAAAUAAGUUGUAUGGAUUGGGGACUCAUACUCCAAGGGGAUUUAACUCCCUCCUACUACUUGUUUGUGAUGGGGCCCAUGUUGAUUUUUGUCAGAUAUUUGGGAGGCCCCAUCUGUCUAAGUUGCAGCUGCCUCUCACUUCCUUUGGAAGGCCCUCCUAGUUAUUGAAUACACUAUCUUGUUGCAGCCGCACACCAAUUUUUGCAAGCAUGUCUAUCAGGUCAUUUCCUUUUCUAGAUUGAUGAUUUAUCCUACAUAUUAAAGGUAUAUGAUCUAGGAUUUGUUGCCACCAUUGAGUUAGUCACCACAUAUUAUAGGAUUUAUUUCAUAAUAUUAUAGCUAAAAUUAAAGGGUCAAUUUCUACUUCUACAUGUAAAAAUUGUAAUUUGGAAUAGAGAGUGAGGCCAUCUAUCAAAGCCCGACAUUCAACCUCCAUAUUCAUUGCAUGGUCAUACCCCUUGUGGAAGGCACAUAGUACCUUCCCCAUUGAAGCUUCGUUAACAUUCAGUUUGAUGGCUUCUUGGGGUGGAGGGGUCCAAACUAUGAUUUCGAUGAUGUAGGAUCUUGUGGAGGCAAGUAGGUGGACCCCCCACUUCUGGAGGGAUCUUUGCACUACUUGUGUGAUGGCAAGCUGGUCAUGCACCAUGCAAGCAAUUUUUCCAGCCUAGAUUUUACACCUAUAUAUGAUGACAGCAGCUAAGCAUUGGCCAUCACCUAUUUGUAUAGCAUUUUGUCCUUUCCACAAUUCCCACAAUCAGCAGGCAAAGGUAAGUUUAGGGAGGACUCCUUCCAUGGUCUUUUUUUGUUUGGGCCUAUGCACCUAGGAAGGUUCUAUGUGAUCGGUUCGUCAAGUUCUAUGUGAUCAGUUCCAUGGGAAGGUUCUAUCUGAUCGGUUCAACAAGUGAUAUGCACCUAGGAACCAUGUCCAACGUUUCGAAGCCCAUUCACUAUUGAAUAGAAGGUGUUCUAUUAUCUCUUCCUAAGGCCUCAGUUCACAACAUGUGCACUUGGAUGUUAUCUGGUAACUCCUCCUUAUGUUGUUAUCUAUUGGAAGAUGUCCAUAGAAAAAUUUCCAUAAGAUGAUUGAGAUUUUCAUAGGGAGAUACUCAUGCCAUAUCUCACUACCUAGGGUUUCACUAGGCCUUUCUUGUAAAAUCCUCCCAUGUUGAUUUCGUAGAGAAGAAUUCAUUUAUAGUGGGCAUCCAUAUUCUUACAUCCUCUUGAAUAGGCUCUGGGUCUAUGUUAAGGUCUAUGGAACUCACUAUUCUAUAGGAGAUCCCAGUAGCUUCUAGCAUAGAUCUCCAUUCCCUUCUCAUCAGUUGCUUCACAAUUAGGUUCGACCUAUCUAUGUCAAUUUGAUAGUAGUCUCCUAGGGCCCCUAAACCAGUCCAAUUAUCCUUCCACACAUUCAUCUCCCCAUGGCCUACCCUCCACAAUAUAAUAUUUUUCAUCAUAAUCCACAUUUCUUGUAAUUUUCUCUAUACCACUAGACAUUUUACCUCAUCCGUAAGUAGGGCCCCUUUACCAUAUUUUCCCCAUUAGAUCAGCCCACUAGGAUUUUGAGGUAUUAUAUCUUCACGCUAUCUUCAUUCCUAGAGAGAGCAUAUGUUCAUCUAAAGCUCUAAUGUCUAGUCCUCCUCUCAGUGCACAUAUGGAUUUCUAAGAGAUCCAAUGCAUUCUUCUCCUUUCUCUACUGCCUCCUCAUAGGAAAUUUGCCAUAUACUUAAUUUGGUAAUAAUUCAUAACGGUAAAUCAUAGACAACCAUUAAAUGUAUGAGGAUAUUACUUAGUAUGUGUCUGAUUAGUUGAUGCGAGCACAUGGGAAAAGGAUUUUAGCCUUCCAUCCCUCUAUCCUAUUUCUAAUUCUAUUAACUAGGGGUUCAAAAUACUCUAUCUUAGUGAAUUCUUUGAAGAUCGGACAUCCUAGAUAGUCAAGUAGGAAAGACCCUUGUCUAAAGUUUGUAAGAGUUGCUAACCCUCCUCAUAGUAGAUGGCAAAGAUUUCCUAUAGAUAUAAAAGAAGGAUUUCCGCUCACUUACUUUCUAUCUUGAGGUAUUUUUAUAAUUUCUCAAAAAUCAGAGGAUCCUAAUUGAUUUACUUCCUCCAUGCAAGAAUAUAAUGGUGUCAUCCACGAACAGAGAAUGACUAAUCAGCGGGUAUCCUCUCUUUAUAAAAUAAGGGAGGAUUUUCCACUUCUCACAUAAUUGUCUUAAGCCUCUGCUCAAGACUUCUUCUGUUAGGAUGAAAAGGGUAGACGACUGAGGGACUCCUUGUCUUAACCUCUACUGGCCAUAUAAGAAAGGGGAUGAUGUGCCACCCAACAAGAGAGAAAAAUGAUUGGAUUCAAUGCAAGAUGUGAUCUAGUCAAUCCAUCUCUCCACAAACCCAUAUUUUCUAAGCACAAUAUAAAAAAGGCCACUCAAGAUGAUCAUAUGCCUUUUCCAUAUCAAGUUUGAGGAUCAAAUUUGAUCUAGGGAUGUGGGUCUCAAUAGAUUGGGGCAUUUCCUGAACUAAAGGUAUGCUCUCUUGGAUUAGGCAUCCUUCUACAAAGGUACCUUGCUCUUUGGAGAUAAUAGUAGGGAGGAUGUGUCUUAGUCAUCUACAUAUGAUUUUGGAGAUAACUUUGUAACAUACAUUACAAAGGCUAAUUGAUCUAAAUUCUGCAAAGGAUUUUGAUACUAGAAUUUUCAGAAUCAGUGCUAUGAAGGUAGCCUUCUAAGAUCUAGGGAGGGUGUUACAGUAGAAAAAUUCUUAAUUACUAUGUAGAGGUCAGAUCCCAUCGUGUCCCAAUAGUUAGUAUAGAAAUUAACACUUAAAUCGUCUAGAUUGGGAGCACUAUGAAGCUUCAUGCUAAAAAAGCUGCUCCUAAUUUCCUCAUCAUUUGGGAUCCUACAUAGCAAGUUAUUUUGCCCUUGAGAAAUACUUCGCGGGAUGCACUCUGAGUUCCUCAUAUACCUCAAUAUAACCUGUCUUCAGUAGCUCUUCAAAAUAUUCUUUACAUGCCUCAAUCAUUUUUCUUCUAUCAUUCUCAUAUUUCUUCAAUAGCUCAUGUAUGUGAGAUAGAGCUUUCUCAGCUUCAUGGUGGAAUGUAAAUUUUUUGUGUUUUGAUCCCCUUCCUUAAGCCAUUUGAUUCUAAAUUUUUGUCACCAAAAUAUCUCUUGUUGGACUAAUAUUUCCUCAAACACCCUUCUUGUUUCUGUGAGCUAUCUCUAUACAUUAUUAUCCUCUCUUGUAAAUUAUCUUCCAGCUGUUCAAUUUCUUUUUCCUUGAUAUCUAGCUUUAGAUGAAUAUUCCUAAAAACAUUUAUAUUCCACCAUCUUAGGUGUUCUUUAAAGUUUCUAAUUUGGAAUAAGAAAUUAAUUAUUGGGCAGUUAGAAAUCGAUCCUCCCCAUUUUUGCCUAACAAAUCCCAUUUAGUAAUCAAUGGAAUCUAAAGAAGGAACCUCCCAAGUGAAGACACUUUCCUACCUCAAUCAAUAUGGGUGAAUGGUCUAAGUUGGUUUUGGGUUGAUAUAUGGCUUUAAUAGGAUUCAACUCUAGAGAUUUGGUGUUGACUAAGUGUCUAUCCAAUUGAUGGUAGAUACGUAGGUGACCUGACGUGACUCAGUCGUUGUAUAUUAAAUCACGCAAAUCUAAAAUUUAUAAAACUAGAAAAUACGAAUUUUCGGAUAUUUAGAAGUAUUUCUGAAUAAAUAUAUCAAUUAUAAUUCAAUAAAACUUCCAAAAAUAGCGGUAAUUUUUUAGGUCGAUCACAGGGAUGUAAUAUAAUAUCUGGUAAUUAUUCAGAAUUUUUUUCAAUGAAUACGAUUUUCUAUGAAUUUUAUACUAGGAAAUGAAAAGGAAAUAUAUUUAAAAUUCACGAAAAAGAAGGAAAUAAGGGUGCGGACGUCAGGAUGACAUCAGCGCCUGGCGAACGCGAAUCGGGUGGAAACAGAGUUCCGCCCGGUGAUUCUUACGAAAGCGAUUACAGACGAUUUAGUUAAUCAAAUUAAGAUCUGUAAAAGCCGGAAGAAUCGUAAUAGAACAAAGUAUAUUUUGGUAAAUUAAAAUCACACAAAGUAUCACUAAAUGAAGCGUAAAAUAAGUUUGAAAGUAGGAAAACAGAGUUCCGGCGUCGCGACGGCGAUGCGUCGGUGAUGCACCGGAAUCCUGAGCGUUCAGGAAGAUUGUUGUGCAGUGUCCACGGCCUCGAAGGCUCUCCUUGAACAAAGACGACGUGGGCAAUCUCUAGAUCUUCUCGCGAAGUCUAGAGAUCAAUGAAAUGGGUCGCUGAGUCGUCUCCGGCGGCUGUCACCCGGCAGAGCGGAAAAACGGCGACUUUGCGGCUCUCCGGCAGCUAUCACCCGACGGAGAGGAGCUGGAUGGAGGUGGGGCGCGUGUCAGAGAGCUUCAUCCUCAGGUCCGCGCAGCAAGAGGAGGCUCUUCAUCGCAUCUGGUACGCUCUCAGGAGGUGGCGACUCGUCUCCCGGCGGAUCGUCCUCUUCCCGACGACGGCUUGUUCGUCGAUCAAUCGGAGAUGAUUUACUCGAUGGAUUCACGAUCCUUUUAUCGCGAAUCGUUCAGCAAUUUUAGUAGCAAUGCUCCGCGAAUCGCGUUGACGAGAUUUUCGCCGAUGAUCCAGCGAUUCUGGUUGCUUAAUCCUUCACCGGCGAUCUACAAGAAAAUCGCGAUAAUCAGAUAAAAAUAUAUGAAUUUUGACUCUGGGAGGAUUCGAACCCGCGCCGGUUGUCCGCCCCCCCUUCUGAGGAAGGUGUGACGCGGGUUUAGACUCACAUCGGUUGUGCGCCGAUUUUUCAGGCGAAUAUAUAGUAAUGUUAGCUUUUUAGGCAAAGUCCCUUCUCUCGCGUGUACGACCACUCCUUGCCCCACAGCCGGCUGGCCACCGGUGACGUGGGAGGGGAGUGGCGCACACGUGCCCCUAUCGGUCCAAGCCGCUCGAGCCCCUACUCGCGGCUACUCCCUAACUGAGCUUCCGACCCGCUUGCGGGCCUGGUUGGCCGGUGGGUCCCCCCCAUUUUGCAAUAUUUUAGUUUUAUUUCUUUUUCUUCAUUUAUCUCAAAAGUAA